AUGAGGUCGUCAGUAUCACGAUUGUUCUUGAUAAUAGCCCUGGUGUCCCAAUGGCUCGUCGCCGUCGUCGCUCAGGGGACGCCGGGCAAGUUCCCGACCCUCCCUAGCUGCGCUACUCAAUGCCUCGUGACCGCCGCCUUCAACUCGCCCUGCCAGAUCAGCAACAUCACCUGCAUGUGCACGACACCGUCGCUCCAAGCCGAGGCGGAAGAGUGCGUCCUGCGAACAUGCAGUCUGCCCGACAUCCUCCUCGCCAAGAAUGGCACGAGCACCGCCUGCGGCGCCCCCGUCCGGGACCGUGGUCCCGCCUACGACCGCAUGAACAUCACCUUUGGCGUCAUCUCGGCCGCCAUCUUCCUCGCGCGGCUCUUCUUCAAGCUCUUCCUCGCCCGCACGGGCUUCUGGGCCGACGACUGGCUCAUCGUCGUCGCCUUCUUCUCCGCCGUGCCCAGCACCGUCAUGAACUCGCGCGGCCUCGUCGCCAACGGCCUGGGCCGCGACAUCUGGACCCUCGCGCCGGACGCCAUCACCCGCUUCGCAAAGUACUUUUACGUCAUGGAGAUCAUGUACUUCACGCACCUGCCCCUGCUCAAGGCGUCGAUGCUGCUCUUCUACCUGCGCGUCUUCCCCUACGCGCAGACGCGGCGCCUGCUCUGGGCCACGCUCGCGGUCAACGGCGUGGCCGGGCUGGCCUUCCUGCUCGUCGUCGUCUUCCAGUGCGCGCCCGUCAGCCUGUCCUGGAGCAAGUUCUUCGACGCCUCGGCGGGGGGCACGUGCCUCAACCUCAACGCCGUCACCUGGUCCAACGCGGCCUUCAACAUCGCGCUCGACCUGUGGAUGCUGGCCAUCCCGCUGUCGCAGCUGCGCAAGCUGCGGCUGCACUGGCGGCGCAAGCUCGGCAUCGGCCUCAUGUUCUUCGUCGGCGGCGCGGUGACCGUCGUCAGCGCCGUGCGCCUGCGCUCCCUCGUCCACUUCGCCAACACGCCGAACCCGACCUGGGACGAGCUCGGCGUGGCCUUCUGGUCGACCGUCGAGAUCAACCUCGGCGUCGUCUGCGCCUGCAUGCCGGCCCUCCGCGGCAUCCUGACCUACUUCUUCCCGGGCCUCGUGGGCGCCUCGGCGCUGUCGAUGGACCGCCACAGCGGGGGGGCCGCCACGCCGGGGCCGGGACUCGUCGAGGUCGUCGAGGUCAAGGAGCAGGAGCGGCAGCGGGAGAGCCUACAACACACAGUCAGCGUGUGCCCUCGGCUAGAGCUCGACCUCGGCACCGGGGACCAUGCGACCAACGAGGCCGCCUCUUCCGAGACCUCGAGCACUCGCGACAGUGGCUUCAGCGACAAGAGCGUGUUCGACCCGACCAAGUGGUACGUCGUCGAGCAGCAGGACGACAACGACGAGUCGGGGCUGGUCAUCAUGCGAGAGGCCUAUCCGGCGUUCGGGCUGCAAGGGGCGGAGAACCCUGAAGGCGAUGCGGAGAAGGGAUAUGCGAGACGGGGCUAG
Molecule: messenger RNA, 1500 nt
Organism: Thyridium curvatum
Lineage: Eukaryota; Fungi; Ascomycota; Sordariomycetes; Thyridiales; Thyridiaceae
Exons: 3
Coding region: 1-1500 (499 amino acids)
Source: RefSeq, a predicted model, not a curated record